AUGCAGACGGAUUUCAAGACGUGGGAUGCUUUCGAAGACGAGGUUUCAUUUAUCUGGCGCAAUGCAAGGGACUACAACGAGGACGGAAGCGACAUCUUCAACUUGUCGGUCGAGUUCGAGGAGCUCUUCAAGAAACGCCUGGCCACUGCGAAAAGACAAGUCGACGAGCCCACACAACCAAAGAUCAAGCUCAACGCUCCAAGACCAAAGCCUGUACUACACCUUGGUGCCAGAGGUUCGCCCGCUCCACGAGGCACUCCUGCCGACGACAAGAAGGAAGAGACGAUGGCCAACGGCACAACCACAAGCAGCGCUGCUGCCUCACGCUCCAACUCCCAAGUACCGGUCACAGCAAACGCAACAGCAUCCAGCCCAGUCGCAACAACAACAGCUGUCAAGACGGAAAAGUCUGUAGCGGCCUCUCCGUCGCUCGCUACAGUGCGCCCACAAAGCAUCGCUCCAGACGCCAAGCAGAGUCCGAGACCUGGCACUGCCAAUUCCAUGCUCCCACCACCCUCUGUGCGCGGCGUCAGUGGCAGUCCACACCCUUCAAUGCUACCUCACGUUCCCUACGUGCCGCAAUAUGUGCCGCCCNCCACCUUCAUGGACAAGUUCGCUCGCUCAAAGCCUGUCUCCGAAGCUCUUUUGCCGAGUGUCGUCAUCACAGCGCAUCCGCAACUCAACAACCCCAAACCUUUCCGCAUAGACGUUCCACCCUCCAAACAAUUCACUCAGCAAUCUCUCACCAUGGCCAUUCCUGCAGCCCAAUACUACAUCAGCAUCAUCCCUACCGUCUCGCAGCGUCUUCUCAUGCAACGCCAGUACAAGUUGUUCGUCACCGUCAACAAUCUUCGCCUGAUGGGCACUACACGUGACUUCAUGGUUGGAGGGACUGCUGAUAGGAAGCAAGUCUACGACACGGCUCUCAAUGCUGGAGUCAACAGAAUCGACGUCGAAGUUGUCGCCGUCUCUGGUAGAAACGGUGCACUCGAGAUGGAGAAGGUGACGGUGUUUGCCAAUCUCCUGAAGUAG
Molecule: messenger RNA, 1032 nt
Organism: Aureobasidium musti
Lineage: Eukaryota; Fungi; Ascomycota; Dothideomycetes; Dothideales; Saccotheciaceae
Source: the annotation of a GenBank genome assembly